AUGUUCACAUCGCUCGGGCUCUUUGGGGCAAUUCCAUGCCCGCAAGGCAACGGUUGCACUCUUUUGAAAUGCAUAUUCUCUCAUGAUAAUAAGCCGGCCCCAGCUGAGGUGCGGCGUUCGAGGAUUACAUUGUCAGGUGACGAUGGUCCUCCUUCCAAGCGGGCCAAAGUGGAAAACGCACAGUCGUUGGGAUCCCCUAUUCUAUCUCACAGCUUGAAAGAAUCAUCGCUCGAAAUGGGACGAGACUCACCGGAAUCAGUCCUGCCCAAGCGAAGUCAAAAUAUACAAAAAACCUCUAGCGCUCAAGAAAGCUCCCAACCUACCUCAAGCCGUGGCUCACCAGAGCCUUCGGGGAGCGAGCCUGCGAAGCGCACUAACAAUGCACCGGCUGGAUCUUCAUCCCAACUUCCUCCUCGCAAAGCCCCAAAGGAAACUUUGAAUCCUCGCAUGAUUCCUCAUGCACCAGCAACUCAUGGCAGUCGGACUACCAUUCUCCAGAAGCUGCACUCCGCCAUGACUUCUCUCAAUGAAAAGCUACGAAAGGACAAGAAUACCUCCAAUAGAUGUUUUGUCCUAACUCCCGACGAACUCAUCACAAUGGCGCUGGACGAGGAAGAGAAAUUCGCGAGGGACAAUCCAAGCAUUUACGGCAAUAUUGUCAGACUUCGAAUCGUGAGAGUUACAAAAAUGGGCACUGACGAAUGGGCCAAGGAGGUGAUGUCCCAUCUGAAUGCGCGAUAUUAUAACAUUAAUCCUGUCCAAAAGCCGCGGGCGAUUCCCAAGCCUAUCAACACAGGGCUUACCUCCGCAGAAGAAAUCGCAGUUAUAUCCCAGCUAGUCACACCUGUGACUGGCCUCGAAGAACACGGAUAUGUCACAAAGCAGCCCACAGAUGCAGACGUACAAACCGCCAAGAGGGGCGUUGAUGAGUCCAAAGGCUGGGAGAAGUGUGACAGAUGCGGUCAACGAUUCCAGGUAUUUCCAGGUCGUCGCGAGGAUGGUGCCCUCGCCAGCGGUGGCCACUGUGACUAUCAUCCAGGACGGCCCGUUUACCCUCAGCGCAAGAAAACAGACCAUGUCACCGGUCCCUCCCAGCCAUACUUUCCUUGCUGCAGCGAAGCACUAGGGACGUCUACCGGCUGCACGAAAGCCAAGACACAUGUGUUCAAGGUCUCGGAGACCAAGCGACUUGCGUCCAUCCUCCAAUUCAAGACAACCCCAUCCCAGCCAGGCAAAGGACCUCUGGAGCCGGUCUCUAUUGACUGCGAGAUGGGCUACACGACAUUAGGUCUCGAACUAAUUCGUCUCACUGCGGUCAGCUGGCCUAAAGGCUGUGACCUCCUCGAUGUGCUGGUCCGGCCUAUGGGCGAGGUAUUAGAUCUCAACACACGCUUUUCCGGUGUCACGCCACAACACUAUGCUUCUGCCAACCCAUAUGGCACUCCAGUGACCAGCAUAAAUACACCGUCAGCAGACGAGAAAAAGACAACCAAUACACCCUUGCAACUUGUUCAGUCACCCGCGGAGGCGCGUGACUUACUGUUGAAGCUCCUCCAGCCUGAGACACCUCUUAUCGGCCAUGCAAUCGACAACGACCUCAACGCUUGCCGUAUAAUUCACCCUACGAUCAUUGACACCGUUCUGUUGUACCCCCACCCCAAAGGUCUCCCCAUUCGCAUAAGUCUCAAAGCUCUUGUUCAAAGGCACCUUGGCCGCGAUAUCCAAGUCGGGGACAACGGGCACGACUCAAAGGAGGAUUCAAUUGCUACGGGUGAUCUUGUUAGAGUGAAAGUGGGCGAGAAAUGGAAGGAGCUGAAGAAGAAGGGACAGAAAAUCGAGGAUGGCAGGUUGGUCCCUCCUGCUGGCCAAGUAUCAACAAUCACAUCUUCAUGGACUACGGUCCAGAAGACAAAGUCUAAGAGGUGA
Penicillium verrucosum is the source of this 1926-nucleotide messenger RNA. RefSeq names its product putative RNA exonuclease Rex3 (gene rex3). The transcript has a single exon. NCBI's taxonomy places the organism in Eukaryota, Fungi, Ascomycota, Eurotiomycetes, Eurotiales, Aspergillaceae. Gene Ontology annotation, molecular function: nucleic acid binding; exonuclease activity. Gene Ontology annotation, cellular component: nucleus. The record is from RefSeq and is a predicted model, not a curated record. Bases 1 to 1926 code for a protein of 641 amino acids.